This is a messenger RNA of Durotheca rogersii, 1790 nucleotides long. RefSeq names its product carbohydrate-binding module family 1 protein. The transcript has 2 exons. Gene Ontology annotation, biological process: carbohydrate metabolic process. Gene Ontology annotation, cellular component: extracellular region. Bases 479 to 1669 code for a protein of 396 amino acids. The record is from RefSeq and is a predicted model, not a curated record. Gene Ontology annotation, molecular function: cellulose binding; hydrolase activity, hydrolyzing O-glycosyl compounds. NCBI's taxonomy places the organism in Eukaryota, Fungi, Ascomycota, Sordariomycetes, Xylariales, Xylariaceae.
UUCUCUCGUCCCUGCCGUCGACAACAACCCCGAUCUGGACAUCCCCCGCGACUCGUUCCCUGAGGGAAAAGCUUGUCUCGCUCGUCUGGCGAAUCGUGGAUUUUCGCCGCCCUAUAGCCGCGCGGCGUUAUACGGCAGAACCCCCUUUUCCCGCGCCAGAUCCAGAUCCCGCCCCUGAGCAGUGGUCGGCUUCGCAGAGACGGCUCGUUGACCGUACGAGAGAGGCAGGCAGUUCCAGCUCGGCACUGCGCAGAGGAGCUAGGAUGUGACCUCGCUACUUUAUCCCGGCGGCGGGCGUGGCCCUGGGUCGACGGGGGGAUGCGCGGCCCCUGGCCCUGCUCUGGAUCAAGUACUUCAGCAGCCCACGACCUCGCUCGCCCCGGAGACUCGCGAGUUUGGGGAAAGAGUUGUGCGCUUCGAGCACUCGACAGCGUGAACGACUCGGCCCAGCUCGAUUCCAGAACUUUUGAAGAAAAAAAUGGCCGGAGGCUGGGGUCUCUCGCUGGCGGCGGCGGUGGUGGCCAUCGCUUGGGCGGUGCGGGCGCAGAACUACCCGCUGGUGGCGGACUCGCGGUGCAACUGCUACCGGACGAACGCGACGGCGCCGGAGUACUUCGCGCAGCACCGGUUCUUCGACUUCCGGGAGCUGGGGGCGUACGCGGGGGCGGGGGCGCCGGCGGCGAUCGAGGACCCGGCGGCGAGCGCGGCGGCGCCGGUGACGAGCCGCUACUUCGAGGAGGCCGCGUGGACGAGCGCGUGGGCGAUCCAGCGCUGGAACAACAGCGCGCGGACCGACGGCGACGCGACCGCGCUCAUGGUCAACUCGCCCAGCAACGUCUUCCUCGCGCGCAACGACGACCCCCGCCCCGCCUCCCAGACCUACCUCGUCCUGCGCACCGCCCGCCACGCCGCCUUCCAGUCCGCUGCCGAGAUCGAGUCGCGCUCGCUCGGCUACCGCUUCCUCUCCGUCCGGAUGCACGCGCGCACGCGCGGCGCGCCCGGCGCCGUGACGGCCAUGUUCACGUUCCGCGGCGCCGCCGCGCUCGCGCAGGUGCAGGAGGCCGACCUGGAGGUGCGCACGGCGGACCCGCCGCGCGCGGUGCAGUACACGAACCAGCCGUCGUGGGAUAGCGCGGGCGACAUAGCGGCGGCGACGCGCAACGUGACGCUGCCGCACCCGGGCGGGUGGUCCGCGUGGCAGACGCACCGGCUCGACUGGACGCCCGGCGCCAGCUCCUGGUUCGCCGACGGCCGGCUCGUCGCCCAGAUCCGCUUCCAGGCCCCCCGCGACCCCAGCCACGUCAUCUUCAACGCCUGGAGCGACGGCGGCUCCUGGAGCGGCAACAUGUCCCGCGGCGCCGCCGCCGAGAUGCACAUCCAGUGGAUCGACCUCGUCUACAACACCACCGACCCCGCCGCCGGCAACCCCCGGACCGACCCCGCCGCCCCCGCCUGCGCCAAUACCUGCAGCAUCGACCUCACCUCCAAGCUCGGCACGCCCGUGCUCAUAUCCGGGCCCAACGCCUCACCGAACCCCGGCGACUCGCCCGGCGCCUGCACGUCGGCCAAGUACGGGCAGUGCGCGGGCAAGACGUGGAACGGGUGCACGAGCUGCGCCUCCGGGACGACGUGCCGGUUCCAGAACGAUUACUACUCGCAGUGUCUGUGACGGGAUGAUUCUGGGUUGUUGGGGAGGCGGGGGGGGAAAGGCUUGGUUGGUUGGAUGGAUGGGGCAUUUCUCAUGUUUAGCAAUAUUAAUAUGAUAGGUAUUCAUUCCCUCCAGGCACCUA